Syngnathoides biaculeatus (alligator pipefish) is the source of this 5586-nucleotide messenger RNA. It is a transcript of the gene arhgap42b, whose product is annotated as rho GTPase-activating protein 42. Gene Ontology annotation, biological process: signal transduction. Gene Ontology annotation, molecular function: GTPase activator activity; protein binding. The record is from RefSeq and is a predicted model, not a curated record. The transcript has 25 exons. Bases 144 to 2771 code for a protein of 875 amino acids. Gene Ontology annotation, cellular component: cytoplasm. Lineage: Eukaryota; Metazoa; Chordata; Actinopteri; Syngnathiformes; Syngnathidae.
AAGUUUGUCCCCUCCAACUUCUUCUUUUUCUCCACCCCCCCCCCCACUUCUUCUCGAUGCGACUUCCGUGCCGUGCGUGAAGACGCGAGGGGCUCGCGUGUUUUCUUGGCUUGCGGCGCCCGGCGACACGGAGGACGGCGGCCAUGGGACUCCCCACGCUGGAGUUCAGCGACUCUUUUCUGGACGGCCCCGAUUUCCGAGAGCGCCUCAAGUGUCAUGAAGUCGAACUGGAGAGGACCAAUAAGUUCAUCAAGGAGCUUAUUAAGGACGGAAAUAUGCUCAUCGGCGCGCUGAGGAAUCUUUCGGCCGCCGUCCAGAAGUUCUCUCAGUCGCUGCAGGAGUUCCAGUUUGAGUGCCUAGGUGACGCCGAGACGGAUGAUGAGGUCAACAUUGCCCAGUCCUUCAAGGAGUUCUCCAAGCUGCUUAACACCAUGGAAGAGGAGAGACGACGCUUGAUUCAGAACGCAGAUGACGUCUUGAUCACUCCCUUGGAAAAGUUUCGCAAGGAGCAGAUUGGCGCUGCCAAGGAUGGGAAAAAGAAAUUUGAUAAGGAGACGGAGAAGUAUUACUGCACGCUUGAGAGGCACCUGAACCUGUCGUCCAAAAAGAAAGAAGCUUAUCUUCAAGAGGCCGACACUCAGAUUGAUAAGGAGCGGCAACUCUUCUACGAUGCGUCCCUCGAGUACGUCUUCAAAAUCCAGGAAGUGCAAGAAAAGAAGAAGUUUGAAUUUGUGGAGCCGCUGCUGGCCUUCCUGCAGGGCUUGUUUACGUUCUACCACGAAGGAUACGAGCUGGCUCACGAGUUUGAGCCGUACAAGCAGCAGCUCCAGUUCAACCUCCAGAAUACACGCAACAACUUUGUGAGCACCAAGCAGGAAGUGGAGAAGCUGAUGAAGAGGAUCAGGUCGGCGGACCAGGACUACAAAGUUCCGGGCCCGUGGAGCAUGGAGGGCUUCCUGUACGUACAGGAGAAACGUCCUCUGGGCUGCACUUGGGCAAGACAUUAUUGCACGUAUGAGAAAAGCAGCAAGACGUUUGCGAUGAGCAAUACUGACAACAAGUCAGCCAAUAAACAGAAUGGUUUGGUGCCUAACCAGGCGGAAAUGUUCAAGCUCAGGUCGUGCAUCCGGAGGAAAACGGACUCCAUCGACAAGCGCUUCUGCUUCGACAUUGAGGUGGUGGAAAGAAACGGCGUCUGCCGCGGAACUCUUUUCAGGCCGCUUCGGUUGUUCUAUAAAGUCCGGCAUGGUGUCAUGACGCUGCAGGCGCUGUCCGAGUCCAACAGACGGCUGUGGCUGGAGGCCAUGGAUGGCAAGGAGCCGAUUUACAACCUCCCCGCCAUAUUGAGCAAGAAGGAAGAGACAUUCCUUAACGAAGCCGGCUUCAACUUUGUGAGGAAGUGCAUCUCCCUGGUUGAGAGCAGAGGUUUAAAUACGAAGGGGCUCUACAGGAUUGGCGGCGUCAACUCCAAAGUGCAAAAGCUGAUGGCGACAGUGUUUUCAUCGAAGGCGCCAGCAGACCUGGACCUGGAUCCCGAGAAAUGGGACAACAAGACCAUCACCAGCGGCCUGAAGAAUUACCUCAGGUGCCUCUCUGAGCCGCUAAUGACCUUCAAGCUGCAUAAAGAUUUCAUCAUGGCUGUCAAAUCUGAUGACCAGAACUACCGAGUGUGCGCUGUCCACUCUUUGGUCCACAGGCUGCCUGAGAGGAACAAAGAGAUGCUGGAGCUGCUUAUCAAGCAUCUCGUCAUCGUUUCCACGCAAAGUCAGUCCAACAUGAUGACCGUGUCCAACCUGGGAGUCGUCUUCGGACCCACCCUGAUGCGCUCGCAAGAGGAGACUGUGGCCGCCAUGAUGAACAUAAAGUUCCAGAAUAUUGUGAUGGAAAUUCUGAUUGAGAAUUUUGACAAGAUCUUCCAUCAGCCUCCGGAUCCUAAUGUGCCGCAGCCUCAGGGCCGGCCCGGUUCCCGCAGGAGCAGAGCCAUUUGCGUGGCGAGCGGUCCCCGGAAGCCCCGCAGCCUCUACACGCCCACCCUGUGCCUGGCCGAUGCAGAAAGCGACGCGUGCAGCAGCAGUCCCGGCAGCACCCCCGCGGGCAGCAUGGAGUCUCUGUCCUCGCACUCCUCGGAGCACGACGGCGCAUCCAAAGCGGAGUCGGCCACCGCCGUCAAACCCGAGGACGUCACGCCCCCUGACGCCGCGUCCCUGCGCUCCAGCGGGCCCCGGAGCACGGAGUCCAGCUCCAAGGAGGAGGCCCCCCCGACCGACGUGGAGCCGGAGGACGCCGUCGCCCCCAAAAAGGCCCCCCACCGUCACUUCCCUGAACUCAGACCGCCUGAUCUCACGGCCGCAACCUCUGUCAAGUCACUGAAUCUGAAUGAAGGCCAAAGGUGCUGCUCGAGAUCCACCCAAAACCUGUCCACGCUGGAUCUCAUCGAUCACUUGAAGCCCGCCGAUCUCCUGCCGCUUCCGCCUAAGCUCGUGAUCCGGCGACGGGGCGCGGCGGCGGCCGGCAACGGAUACCAAAGACCAGGCUCGGUGGUGGCUGCCAGAGCGCUGCUUUUUGAACACGCCGCCGCCCAACCGCCCGCCACGCUCGGGAGGGACGCCCAGGCCGUCUACUCGUGCGAGGCCGAGCACAGCCACGAGCUCAGCUUCCCCAAGGGGGCGCACUUCAGCAACGUGUACCCCUCGGUCGAACCAGGAUGGCUGCAAGCGACCUACCAGGGAAAAACGGGUUUAAUCCCCGAAAACUAUGUCAUCUAUCUUUAACUUUUAGGUUUUUUUUUUGUGCCUCCAUGGCAUCCAUGGAAAAGCCCUUAACUGUCGAUUGUAGCUGUGUGGUUUCCAGCUGUCUGGGUCGGGGCUAGAACAUGACAAACAUACCUCCUUUUUUUUUUUGUUUUUUUAUUAGGAAAAAGUCUUCCUCAAAUGUGGUUUCAAUAAGACAGACGUGAUUUGUCUUUUUUUAACACGUUUUUAUGACCACAAAUGACACACGAAAAUCACUUGACAAGUUUUAUUGCCUUGAAAUAUCUUCAACAAUCUUUGAUUAAUGUAUUUUUUUUUCCCUGUAGAAACAGAGACCGGGUGGUGGGUGUGGGGGGCUCACACGCUGCCGUGCUCCCCCCACCCGCACUGGCAAAAACUUGGAUUCUUUCCAAUUUAGCGAGCGAUCAGACAAAAUUUCUACAAGUUCAAAUUUGAAGGAUCCUUGUUGAUGACAUAUUGCAAAUGGCCUUCUUGUGAAUUUGAGUCUGAUCAUGCUGGGGCUGAUUGACGAAUUUCAUGUUGCUCACUGAAAACUUCUUCAGUGGAUGAAUUUUCCUUUUUUUUUUUUUUUUUAAUUUUAUUCUAGAAGGUACAAUUACAAAACAGGACAUUAAGACUGUGAUUAAGUAGCCUUUAGGAACAAUUUUAAACUAUACUCAAAACAUAUUGCAAGUUAUGUAAAAUGUACUCUUGAUUAAAUGUAGCAAAUGUAGUUUCAAGUUAAAUCCAACCAAACUGUGCUUAGGCAGUGAUUCUUUUGAGUUCCACAAGAGGGAGCCCAUGAGCGGCCAUCACUGGCACAGACUUUUAUGCUGUUUUUUUAAAAAAAAAAAAAUUUUUUACAUAGACAAAAAUCAGUCUGUAGCAAAUCUAGGUGUGUCGUAGAAUUCAACGCUAUUAUUCUGUUGUCUAAAUGGCCAACAGGUGAAUUGUAGUUCCUCCCAUCUUGUGGAAUAGCAUUUACCGUAAUUCCCGGCCUACAGAGCGCACCUGGUUAUAAGCCUCACCCAGUACAUUUGUAAAGGAAAUACCAUUUGGUACAUAUAUACGCCGCACCUGUGUAAAAGCUCCAAGUGGCCACAUUGAAACAAGAGAUAUUUACAAAUAAAGACGGUACACAGAGAGUUUAACGCUAACACUGCCGUGGUAACACAAGCGCCGCGCUAACAGGGCCGGUUUAAAAAAAAAAACAUCCCGGUAAAAAUCACUUAGACACAACAGUAACACGCUAGCGCAGCGCUAACAGGGCCGGACCGGUAAAAGUCACUUCCUUGGUACAUAUAUUCCCACCGGUCUCACUCUUAGCUUUUCCGCUCGAGUGGACCCAUGCGGCCGCUAGAAAAAAAGGCACAAAUUAGCCGCAUCACCACAUAAACCGCAGGUUUGAACGCGUGUGAAAAAAGUUGCGGCUUGUAGGCCGGAAAUUACGGUAAUUGUUUCGUUUGAAUAAAAAAUACAUUAGUUGUAAAUAAUUCACGAUUUGCGGACCAAUUUCCCGACUGCCAGGUUGUUGGGGAUCACUGGUCUGUGGUAGCAGCAGCUCCAGGAAUUGGCCACCAAAAUGGCCGACUUCCUGUUCCGUUUCCGUGUGUCUUGUUACGUGUGGCGGUGGUAGCCAUCACCGAAACGUGUGUUUGGGUCUCAGUUUUCCAAGCGGCACUACUGAGCUUUUCGGGGGGGGGGGGGUUGUCGGCAACCCUCAAAAUUCACACAUUUUUUAUUUUGAUUUUUUUGUACCACCUAAAGCACCUUAAACGCGAUCAUCACACUGGCCGUGCACUUCCUGCUGUCCUUCGGUAUAUCAUUCAAAGAAAUAAUCAAAUACAGCUUCUUCUGUAAAGCAAGGGCUUCUUAAACUUGUCGGGGUUUUCCUCUGAUCCCCGAGACCAGAGUUUAAGAACUCCUGCUGUAACCCGAUUUUAUUCUAGAUGCUCCACUUUCAUGAUUUACGCCGGCAUACUCGAUGCUGGUAUGAUUACUAUGAAUAUUAUUGUUUGAGGUGUUUAAGUGAGGACGAAAUGAAGCGUGAGUGUGUACGUGUGGGAAGGAGAAGCUGAAAGUGCAUUUGGGGAGCGUCAGGUGGCCUUGGCUUUGACUGGCGUGGGAAUAAUAAUGAGAAAACUCCCUAAAAGUGGGGAGUUGCGAGGGCGCGUCGCGGAAAUUCUGAACAUGUCCUGCAUUGUGUAACAUUUCGGGGGGGGGGGGGUCCUCUGCACGCAACUACUGUCGCCGCAGUGCAUCUACGCCUUUAUAAAUAAACACAAUGAUUAAUGAAGGAUGGGAAAUUUGGGGUUUUUUUGGGGGGCGGUCUUGGCUUGUGGGUUAUACCUAAGUAGGAAACUGUACAAAAAUGUCCUCUCGCUCACACAAGUUGUGAUUUCAAUCUUUUUCUUGGGGUGACAUUUUUGUACAAAAUUUUACUGAAAAUCUUUUACGAUCAAUCAAUCUAAUAAGACAAAUUGUAGGCUUUAAAACUUGAAUUUGAUCACAAACUGUAUUUAUAGUUAAAAGUAUGAGUAAACUGCUUUUUCAUCAGCUUUAAGAUUUCUCUUCUGGGACUAAAAGUGAUGACAUUUGACCUUUUAAAUGAUCCAAAUCAUUUAUUCUUUGUACAUUGGCACUGCAAAUAUUUUUUUUUUCCAAGUUUACAUUCACCGUUUGUUUGUGUAGCCCUUUUCUCACAUUUGAUUGAAUCAACCCCAGUAAGAAAACAAAAUAUUCCAAAUUUGGUGCGUUAUUGACUCGGCCUCCGUGAGACAAAACACUGACAAUUAUACAAUAAUGAUCAUGACAAUAAAAAAAUCUCAUUCUGCCU